AAGCACUUGUCCUAUAUGCAGGCAUACCUGUCCAUCUUGUAUUUGCGGCUUCCAGAAAGUUUCAAAAUAAUAUUGCGUGGACAAGUUGUUGGACAUCAUAAUGUUGCUGAUGAUCUCAAGUUCCCGGAGUUCAUCUUAUACAAACCUCAAACCGGUGGAUGUAUAGAGGGUGCAGUGGUAACAACAAUUGGAUUUCUGAAAGAAGCUCCACAAAUUAAUGUCCAUGGUUUCUGCGUGUAUCAUAAGAACCGUUUAAUACUGCCAUUUUGGCAAGUUGUUAGCUAUUCCGACAGUAGGGGCAGAGGAGUGGUUGGUGUUCUAGAAGCGAACUUUGUUAAGCCAACUCAUAACAAACAAGAUUUUGAGAGGACUUCCCUUUUUCAGAAGGUUGAAGUUCGCUUAAAGGAAAUGACAUGGGAAUACUGGGAUUAUCAUUGUGGACUCAUUGGUUAUCAGGUGAAAAAGAAGCUUCGGCCAUCGGUAACUCGACAGAUUUCAUUGCAUUCUGUAUCACAGAGCAGUAUGCAGCAACGGACUUCUUCUGCCAUUGUCGGUACAAAAGUGACCACUGCAGCUUUGGCCUUCCAGCAUCAAGCAAUUAAUUCCUCACGCAAGUUGGUAGGGGGCAAAGAAUCAGCACCUGGCCCUAAAAAGAGAACUGAAGAAGGGUUACAGACAAAAAGAAGAGAACACAUUAAUUUGCCAGAAUCAGGAAAGCAGGAAGGUCAAGCUGAGAAAGGAGCAAAUGUUGUUUAUCCUGGACAGAAUUUGGGAAUGCAGCCUAUCAAUGCCACUGCAAAUCAGUUGAAAGAUCAAGAGGCUGUUAACUUGAUGCAAGAAAAUAAGAAGCUCAGGGCCAAAUGCUUGGAAUAUGAGAAGAGCCGCGAAGCACUUCACCUUAAGGUCGAACAGCUCAAAAGUGAAAUUAGAGACUCACAGCAAGAGUAUGAUCGUUUAAUGACCGAACUACAAUUCUUAGACACAAUCAAAGAGGAAAAAAAUGUAAAUAUGUAACUUUUUGCUUCAUUUUCCCAUUCAUUCUUAGUAUUGUUUUUCUAUGCUUUUAUGCAAAAUAAUGGAAUCCAUAUCAUCUGUGAACAGUCACCCUCUAAUAGAGGGAUUUUUGUAAUGCACAGAAAGGAUAAUUGUCACUUACA
Messenger RNA from Carica papaya (papaya), 1157 nucleotides. NCBI's taxonomy places the organism in Eukaryota, Viridiplantae, Streptophyta, Magnoliopsida, Brassicales, Caricaceae. The record is from RefSeq and is a predicted model, not a curated record.